CCAGCCUUUGCAGAACCUGGUGCCGGAGACACGCGAGCUUGUUUUGGUAACCGGACGUGAAAUGGCGGAAGCGCGGGCGUUAGGAGGCGACCGCGCGACCGCUCCGUUUCCCACCGAGGAUCGCGAGUGCAAAGUCUGCUACAGCCGCUAUGACUUGGACCGCCACGCUCCCAAAGUACUGGACUGCUUGCACACGUUCUGCCAGGAGUGCCUCAGUAGUCUCCACUUCCGGGAGGGCGGAGGCUGGAGAGUCGGUUGGCCCCUCUGCCGCCGUCGCACCCCGGUGCCGGAGUACCAGGUUCGAAACCUCCCCGACAACGUCGGAGUGUUAGCCGAGACCGCCCCGGACCGCCUGCCCCCGGACGGCCCGGCUGCUGACUGCGCUCCCGCUGCGCAUGCGCAGGCGUCGGCCGCGGACGCGCAGGAGCGCACGGGGAGCGGUCAGGCGUGCAUGCGGGUUGCGUUAGCCACGGGUUGCGCUUGCGCCAUCCUCUCCUUCCUCUCCUCGCUUCUCCUGUUGUUCACGGGCCUCAUCUUGGUGCACAAUUUCAACAGUCCCCCGUCGCCGAUCGGCCCCGUCUGCUUGUCCGUGGCAAGCGUGCUCGCCAUGUUCUCAGUGAUCCUCACUUGGUUAGCGUGCUGGCUGCAACACAGGCGCGAAACCGAAACGGGGCAUCCAAGCACUACUUCAUCUAAUGCCAUUAGGAGAAACGCAACAUCCACCUCCCCGGCGCGACCCGUCCCUCCGCUCCUCUGUUGA
Messenger RNA from Lampris incognitus (smalleye Pacific opah), 760 nucleotides. Its product is annotated as E3 ubiquitin-protein ligase RNF186-like. The coding region runs from base 62 to 760 and encodes 232 amino acids. Lineage: Eukaryota; Metazoa; Chordata; Actinopteri; Lampriformes; Lampridae. The transcript has a single exon. Gene Ontology annotation, molecular function: ubiquitin protein ligase activity. The record is from RefSeq and is a predicted model, not a curated record. Gene Ontology annotation, biological process: protein ubiquitination.